Messenger RNA from Symbiodinium sp. CCMP2592, 7227 nucleotides. The record is from the annotation of a GenBank genome assembly. Lineage: Eukaryota; Dinophyceae; Suessiales; Symbiodiniaceae.
AUGCCUGCUUUGCCUUCACCUUACGCCAAAGGUGGGAGCAUAGUGUCAAUGCCUGUGGGGCCGGCCGUCCCUGCAGGGCCGGUUAAGUCGUCUUCAGGAAAGCUUGAAUCACGCAGGCUUGCAGGAGUGAGGGUCCCGAAUGCACCGGGGCAGAGCUGGGAUCAAAAACUCUCCGAAGCAAGGGAGGCGGCUUUGGCAAAGUGGCUUGGGAUUCUUGAGAGGUUCCCCGAGGAUUUUGGUUUGACUUUGUCGAUUCGGUUAGACCGGGAAAAUGGGCGAGAUGCCGACUUGAAGACCUCAUUGCAAGAUGCGAGCGUCACAAUCUCAGGCCGUGCCGGGCCUCUAGCCAGGUACGUCAAGCAUUGCCGAGGUCACCAGGUCGAUCCUUUCCCUGUCACCGAAGCCGGGGUCUAUGCUUUCCUUCAAGACUAUGCAUCACACGAGGCGCCCACUUUCGCAAGGAGCUUCUUGAGCAGCCUCGCUUUUGCAAAGUUCACUGUGAGCUUGAAGGUGAGCGAUGAAGUCUUUAGCCCCAGGGUUCGUGGGCUGUCGUCGAAGCUAUAUCUUGACAAGAGAAAGACUCGACAGAAGCCAGCUCUUAAAGUUGAUCAUGUGCGCAAGUUGGAAGCCAUUGCAUCUGGUUCGAUCAAUCUCGAACCCGCAGAUCGGGUCGCUGCCGGCUUCUUUGUUUGGACCCUUUACGCACGAGCGAGGUACUCAGAUGCCCAGGCUGCAGGUGCAAUGACUUGCGACUUGAGUGAUACCCCAGAUGGCGUUGUGGGAUACCUUGAGGCUGCUGUUGAGCGAAGCAAAACUUCGUUUUCACUGGAAAGAAAGGUCAGGUAUUUGCACAUGUUCGCUCCCAUCCAGGGAAUAGGCGAGGUGCCCUGGGGUGUUAAGUGGUUUGAGUUCUAUAAAGUGCAUGGGCCUCCUUUGGGGACGGGUAAGCCCUUGCUUCCGAGUCCGCUCUCUGGAGGAGGGUGGCAAACGGCGCCGCUGGCGGUGGCAAGUGCCACGAAAUGGAUGAAGUCACUCUUGAUCCGUGCAGGAUGCGACAGGUCUUCCGUCGAACCGCUUGGGACGCACAGUCUCAAGGCGACGACCUUGAGUUGGAGCGCCAAAUUCGGAUUAGCCCGCGAGGUGAGGGCGGCCCUUGGUUAUCACGCCAGGGGCCGUGAUGGAACCGAGAUCAUCUAUGGGAGAGACAACAUGUCUGCUCCUGUGCGCCGGCUGCAAGAGGUCCUGCUCGAAGUGUCACGCGAAAGGUUCAUGCCGGAUGCCGCCAGGUCCGGCUACUUCGUGAAGCGCUUUGGAGAUCCGGAGGGGAUGCCCAUUCCUCCUGACGAGGUUCUGUCGGAUUCUUCUUCCGAGGCCAGCGAGGAUGCCGAGGAUGUCGAUCAUGAAGCUGCGGAGGCCGCCGCCGAUGAGUUGGGGAGGCAAUGGGAGCCCGAUGCAGGCUUGCGGGCCGAGCUUGAGGCACUCACGCAUCGCAUUGUGUAUGCAUUAGAACAUGCUGACAUACUUCAUGUGACUUUUAAGCGGAUUGCUAGCCGGGUCCUUCUCCUGAAGAUGGCGAACUACUCUGAGAGCCAAUCGGUUCUGCAGUCACGAUUGAGCGUCGUGGGUUUCGCGGAAGGAGAUGUCCUGAAAAUUCUGCCUGAGGUGGGAAACUUGAGGAGGCUGGCUUUCAUUUCUUCUUUCACCCCUGGCCAGACAGACGAGGAGCCUUUGAUGCGGGUGUUGAAGGAUAUCUUGAAACGAGAUCUGACAAUCGCAGACAAGGCCAAUUGGCGUGCGGUGUACAAUGAGGCUUAUGCCAUCGUGACCGCGGAAAUGAAGCAGCGGAUCGAGAAGGCCGAUCCCGAGUCGACUGUCAGGCCAUUGUCGCAGCCUGAGAGGUCUGAGCGUUACGAGCGGCAGGCAAAGAAGCUUGUCGGAAUUUCGCUAAAGGGGCCUCUGGAGCCUGCCGAUGCACUUGUCGACCUUGCUGUGGCCUCCUACGAGGCGAAUGAGCUCAGGUACAUUCCGUGGGACCGGUGUGUGUCAAAGGAAGCUGAAUUGGCUGGCGAGAAGAAGCGAGAUGUUAGGUUCACGGUCGAAGAGUCCUCUGGCAAGCUUCGGAUUGAGCAUAAGCAGCCUGACUUGGUUGCGGACACUUCAUCAGAGAUUCUUGUUCAGCAGGCCCUCACGAGGAGGUCUCUGGCCAUGGAUCAGGCGAACCUGAUCGAUUUCAGUGUCUCCGACCAAUGGACUCAGCGCUUGAUGAAGGCUCGCAUGCAGACGCCUGCGGAGCAUUUUGUCAGGCCCACUUGGAAGCAGCUUGAGUCGGCGGAUCGGCAGCUGUUUGCCGAGCUUCGUGAUAAGACCAGGGCAGGAGUGCAGACCGUCGCAUCGGGUCGCCCGUUGGACACACUUCUGCCGGAUGUUCCCCAGAAGCCGGAUGCUCCCAAGUGGGAGAGGCCAUCUCCUUACACCAAAGGUGGGGGCAAAGGAAAGAAAGGCUGCUCGACGAAGGGGCAGAAGUGCGAGAAGGGCUUGCACAUCUGUGCAGUGCCUAAGUGCGGACAGCACAGGUGGAUGAUCUCCGAGAGGGAGUUCAUCGGUGUUGAUCGAGAGGAUCAUCACGUGCACAACGUUGGCUCUCACAGUGCCAUCGCCAGGCCAUCACCAGGUGUGGUGGAGGCCGCACGCAGCAGGUCCCCGAAGCCCCGUGAUGGGGCGGAGUCACAGAGCGGCACAGCGAGCUCUUCACUUGACGAGGGUCAUGUGAGUGCCACCGAUGUUCUGCGAGUCUUCGAUGGUCUUCCUUCGGAUGCCUUGAAGAGGGGUGCCGAUGCACCUCUCCCAACUUCGAAAUCUUAUGCCACGGGAGCGUAUGUUCUUGGUGGUAAUGUGGGCUUGAAGGCCAAUGCCUCAGCCAACCCGGAGGCGCUCAAAGUCUUUGCAAGGUUUGUGAGACAGCGUGCACCGGGGUUUAAAUUUUCUUCAAUAAAUAUAUUCGAGGAUGUUCGCACUGAGCGCCAUCGUGAUCAGUGGAAUGCCAACUUGCAUAACUUGGCGAUUGCACUGACUGAAUUCUCAGGUGGAGCCAUCUUUGUGGAGCAUGAAAACGGUCGGGAUGUAUCUGACCUUAAUGGUGCCCGAGGCUCUCGCUUGCAGGUUGCAAAGGGCCCUGUCCGAUUCAAUGCCAGACACAAUUGGCACUACACCGAGGCGUGGCAAGGCCGUAGAGUCUUGCUGGUUGCAUUCACAAUCCGUCAUGUCGAAUCCCUAUGCAAGGAACAUCUUGACUUUCUCCGCAAGUGUCAUGUUGAUGUUCCGGAAUGCGCGCCCGAGGGCGCGCGGUUGGCGCCUGCAGAAGUGUGUGCUCGUCAGCCGCCAUCCUUGACCUCUACUGCAGCUCAGGAGUCGCUUAGGCCCUUGCCCGCUUCGGUUGUCCCCGCCUUUUGCCCUAAGGAACCUGUGAGCGACCCUGGUAGUCCCUUGAAGCCCGGUUCUGCUCUCUAUGUCGAGAUAAAGUGUGGGUCCGGGCUGCUGUCGGCUCGGGUGCGGCGGGACGGAUUCCAAAUCAUAGCGCUUGAACAUUCUCGCCCCGCUGGGCGAGUGCACACUCACCUUGUCCCUGUGGACAUUGAAACUGAGUCGGGUUUCUCCUUUGCGCAGACUGUCAUCAGCCAAGACGCCCCUUUUCACGUGCAUUUCUUUCCUGCGACCAAGGAUUGUUUUAAGGCUACUUUUAGCGCCGGGCAAACCAUUCGCCUCGCCAAGCUCUUGCUUGCAUCUGAUUCGCAUUGGAGUGUCUUGCAUCCCCUGGCGUCAGCCCUGUGGAAACAGCUCGACUUGCCCGACAACCUCCAUUGCGUAGACUUCUGUGCAGGUUGCUACGGGGCUCCCUGUCCGGUAAAAAUGCGUCUGUGCACAACCCAGGCCGCGCUGGCUGGCAUGCCGGUGCCAGCAUGUCGUUGUCGCCCCGGGCCCCACGCUGCGGGCUCGCUUGCACCAAAUGUCUUGUACACACCCAAAUUCUGUGAUGUGUUUGCUGGCCUCCUGCAGCUGGCGGUUGGCCAGUCUGGCCUCUUACUUGAGCACGCUGUUCCACUGCAGAGUUCGCGGCAUUCUGCCGUCGCAGCCGCUGGGCGGCAGCCUCGAUUGUCAAAAUUCCAGCCGCAGAUCGCCGAGUUUAAGUGCCAGGCCACGGUCCGUGAGUUCCCGUGGCCCCUUCCUUUGGAUAAUAAAGGCAAUCUCACAUGUGCCGUAGGGUCCAUCCCUCCUGGCUCCCGCCUUCUUCGCGUUGUGUGUGAUCGGGGGGUCGUCGGUGCGAAACAGGUCGGAAGCCUGUCAGGUGUGCCUUCAGCAGUUACCUUUGGCAUUUACCGCACGGAACAAGAGUUUGUGGCUCAGGCAUUGCAUAUCGAUCAUCCCUUCGACUUGUGCGUGGCAGUCCCAGACUUCAUGUUGAGAGCGUUGGCUUUUACCUUGAAAGAGGGCCCGGUUGGUGUGAUGAAACACCGUCUGAAUUUGCUCCAGCAGUGGACUUCUUGGAAACGCGAUUUGGCUGGUGCCGAAGCAAAUCUGCAUGCUGCCAUGGAUCCUGGUGUAGCUUCUGUCAUGAAGGGCAAGAACAUCUUGCUUUUGGAGAAGAUUGCAUCAUCUUUCAGUUGGCCUGACACUGAAGUCUUCGAACACCUCAAGCAUGGGUUUCCUUUAGUGGGGGAGUCGAGUCCUUCUGGCAUCUUCGAUGUGGAUAGAAAACCGGCUCUGAUGACAAGGGCAGAGCUUGUGCAGCAUGCUAAAUUCCUUAGGCCUGUGCUGUGGGCGAAGGUGGCGAACGCGGAGGUGGACGAUUUAGCUCGGGAAGUGUGGGACUCCACACAGCAAGAGAUGCUGGUCAAGGAGUGGCUGACAGGGCCUUACUCGUGGGACGAGCUGCAAGCCCGUCAUCCAGAAGGCCGGCUUCCGGUGCGGAGGUUCGGCAUUGUGCAAAAAGCCAAGACGCGGUCGAUAGACGAUUUGGCCGAGAACUCUGUAAACUGCGCUUAUGCUGUUUCCGAUCGGAUUUCUUUGAGGGCCCUUGAUGAAUUGGUCUGGCUUGCGAUCACCCUCUUUAAGAUCUUCAUUGCAAAAGGCGAGGUGAGCAUCCCUUUGUCGGACGGUGACCAUCUUCGCUUUCCGGUGCAUUCUUUUUGGAGGGCCCUGAAGCCCGAUGCGCUUCAGCCGAGCUUGAAAACAGUGGACUUGAAAAGUGCUUAUAAACAGUUGGCGGUUUCUCCACGAGACCGCUGUCUGAGCAUAGUGGCCAUCAAGGACCCGGUUUCGGGGCUUGCGUUUGGCUUCGAGAGCCGAACCCUUCUGUUUGGAGCCACCUCGUCGGUGGUUUCAUUCAAUCGCGUUGCAAGAUUGCUCCAAAGGGUUCUGAUUGCGUUGCAGGUGCUCGCCUGCAACUACUUCGACGAUUACCCGGUGUUAGAGGUCUUGCCGCUUUGUAACAACACGCAGUCGACUAUCAGAGCCGCGUUGGACCUGCUGGGUUUCGCCUGGGCAGAAGAUAAGGAUCUUCCCUUCAGCCAUGAGGCCGAACUUCUAGGCGUUCGGGUUGACCUUGGUAGCUUUGGGGUAGUUAAGAUUGGGAAUAAGCCCGAACGUGCUACUGCCAUCGCUGAGGCGGUGGACUCCGUCUUGAGUGCGGGCCAUCUUGAUCCGAAGACUCUGCCGUCUUUGUUCGGUCGCCUCCAGUUUGCCGAGGGUCAGCUGCACGGGCGAUUGGGCAGAUUGGCACUGGCCGACCUUAGGGCGUGCACGAUGAGUUCUCAGGCCAAAGCCCUUGAUGCCACGGCUGUGCAGGCCCUUUGUAAUCUUAGGUCCCGGGUUCUUGGGGGUACCCCUAGGAUAGUCCCGGCCUGUGUGGGGUCUCGCCGUUCUGUGAUUUUCACAGAUGGAGCGUAUGAGCCGACGAAUGAAACUCACCCUGCCACUGUCGGAGGAGUCUUGUACCAUUUCGACAACGGCGCGUGGUGCACUUUCUUCUUUGCAUGUGCUAUCCCUUUGAGCGUUGUACAGAGCUGGGAGGCUCUCGGGAAAAGGCAUUUGAUAGGCCCAGUUGAGAUGUAUGCAGUGGUAUGUGCGAGAGAAGCGUGGUCGAAGCACUUGAACAUGCAGAGGGUGACCAUGUAUGUGGAUCACUCCGGAGUGUUGGCCUCUUUGGUGAAAGGCUCUUCAAAAGACCCUUUGUGGAGGCAACUCUUGCUGAUCUUUGAGAGCUGCGACGCUGAGGCGCAGCUGUGGCAGCCAAUGCUGACUAUUUUCGUCGAGGAAAGACGGUUGGUGGAGUGGCUCAGAGAUUCCCGGCAUGCCGUGGCCCUCUGUGGAGGUUUGUCUGUAGCCGUGGUGCUGAGGUGGUGGCUCCAGCCGAAGAUUGAACGAUUUCGUGCCGUGCCCGGAGCCUGGCUCUCCGGUGUGCUCCCGCAGUUUGGGCCAGGUGGCAGGGACAUCACCAAGAAACUCGGCGAGUUUUCGGCAAACUAUGGGGAGGAGGGCGUCUUCGAGAUGAACGUGGGCCGAACUCGGACUAUCGUCUGCUGCUCCUGGGAGGCCAUCAACGUGGUGCUGGCUCUGCGACCUUUCAGAGUGAUCAAUUCAGGCAUCAUCGCCGACCUCACCGAGGGCUUGUUUCAUGGCAUCAUGUUCUCCGAGGGGGACGAUUGGAAGCGCGAACGGAGAAUCAUUUCGCCGGCCUUCAACGCCAAGAAUGUGGAGAGCUACACACCGGCCAUCACUGAAAUUGCUGAGAAGCUCAUGUCCGUCUUGGAUGCCGACUGUCGAGCUGAGGCUGAGACCAACUUCUCCGAGCUCCUUCCUCUCUACGUCAGCGAUGUUCUUUGCAUGACCGCCUUUGGCGAAGAUCUCCGAAUGCUGGAGACGAGGGACAGCUCCUUGGUGAAGGACAUUGAGAAGCUCAUGAAUGGCAUCGGCAGUCGCAUGGCCAGCUGGAUUCCCUACUGGAAGUUCCCAUUCUUGGGCAGGCUGGAUGAAGGGGCACGAGCUUCUGCUCGCAUGGCGAAGAGGAUGGUGGACCUAAUGGAAAAGCAGUGCGGGCGGGGCGAUACAGUGGUGGAGAGGCUGCGGAAAAUGGAAGGCGACAAGUUCAGCUACGAGGAGCUCGUCAACAACCUCGUAGUCCUCUUUGCUGCCGGCUCAGACGUCAUCGAGCUAGCUUUCGGUUACCGCUAG